ACCCAUUGACAAUCACAUAACCAAGCCAAAAUGACAUUCACUCCAUUACCUCCGAGAUAUGACACAGAUGAAGCGCUUUCAUCGCUCGCGACGGCGCUCAUGGCUUCCACGCAGAUACCACAAAGCAAAGGCAAAGGCAAGCGAUCAACUUACACAGUCUUCGAUACGGCACACCAGCUCACGGGGUGGAAGUUUAAUGAGUUUGACUAUAACAAGGAAAGUAUCGUGUUGCCUAUCCGGGCACGUGGCUUUUUUACCGAGGAAAACCGCAUCGCCGUCAGAGGUUACGACAAGUUCUUCAACGUCGGAGAGGUGUCGACGACGCAGCUCCAAUGGCUCUCAGAAAACACUUCCGGGCCAUACGAGCUCACGUUGAAAGAAAACGGAUGUAUUAUCUUCAUCUCUGGCUUGGCCGAUGGCUCCAUCGUGGUGUGCUCGAAGCAUUCCACCGGCUACCGCCCGGACUUGGAGCGCAACCACGCGCUUGCAGGCCAGAAGGCGCUUGAGGCGCAGCUCGCCGCGUCGGGAAAGUCAGUCAAGGAGCUUGCGCUCCAGUUGCAUACGCUUAAUGUCACCGCUGUUGCCGAGCUCUGUGACGAUGCUUUCGAGGAGCACGUUUUGGAGUACAAGAGCGAAGAGCUGGGAUUGUACCUCCACGGUUUGAAUUUCAACACCAUUGAGUUCCAGACGUACCCCAUAGACCUUAUCGCGGAAUUUGCGGCCGCCUGGGGCUUUAUCCCCACGAAAUUCAUCACCAAAACGGACUUUUCCGAAUUGUUCCGGUUCUUGGAGGAAUGCGCGGAAACGGGUUCCUACGAAGGACGGGCCGUGGAGGGGUUUGUCAUCAGAGCGAAGGCUCAUGGAGCUGACCAUUUCUGGAAAUACAAGUUCGAGGAGCCGUACUUGAUGUACCGCCAGUGGCGUGAGAUCACCAAGGGCUACCUCCAGCAGUCGAAGAAGCCGCUUUCCAUCACUCUGUUGAUCAAAAAGUCACACAAACACAAACGAGUGAGUGCCCAGUACCUUAUAUUUAUCAUCCCCGAGUUGGAACGCGAUCCAGCGUUGCGUGACGGUUUCCUCCAAGGCCAUGGGAUCAUCGAAUUGCGCAACCGCUUUUUGACCCACAUGGGUCAAUCGGGGAUCCAGCUCGCCAAUCAGGAAGGAUCGGACGCCGAUUUAACAGCCGAAUUGGACCGUCUUUCGAUCGAACACGCGCGCAAUACGGGAACGUCUGACUUGCAAAUCGUGACAAAAUACCUCAUUAUACCCGUGGCCACCGUUGGGUGUGGCAAAACCACCACCGCCCUCACCCUCACAAAGCUCUUCCCCUGGGGACAUAUCCAGAAUGACAACCUCUCGUCGCCGGCGGCGUCAAAGCUUGUCAAGGGUGCCUUAAGCUUGCUCCAGACCCAUCCGGCGGUGGUUGUUGACAGAAACAAUCACAUGUGCCGCGAGCGGGCCCAGCUCUUUGGUGAUUUUGAAAACUUCAAGGAGCAGUUUUUCCCUGCCAAAGAGUACCGUUCCAAAGGCCAGCUUGUUGAGUUUAAAUACAUCUGUUUGAACUUUAUUUCAGGAAACCCGCACGACCAGGACUUGUGGAGCACCACGGAAAAGCGGGUGGUCGAAAGGGGCGAUAACCACCAGUCGAUCCGGCUCUCGGUCACCGGUCAAGACCAGUUGCACAUGAUCAUGAAGGGGUUCAUCAACCGUUUCCAGCCGCUCAACCCAAAGAGGAAGCCGGAUAGCGCGUUUGACGAGGUGGUGGACCUUCGGGUCGGGAGCGACAGCUCGCUAGAGAAUACCGUCACAGUGUUGAACAGGUUGGCAAAAAUCUUCCCUGAGUUGGUGCCAGCGGUUCCGGCUCGGGCUGCGAUCGAAGCAGCGUUUGGGAAGUCCUUGACGUACGUUCCAGAGAAGAAGAAGAACGUCAAGGAGAAGCGGGAAGCACGCGUCCAGUACUAUGCCAUCUCUGUUCCCCAGGAAGUGGAAGCCAGAGUCGAAGCGUUAUUGCGUAAGCAAAGUGCCACCAAUCCGGCUGGCUUGCACUUCUACGAUAGCCUCAAGAAGCACGACCGGGUUCAAAAUUCGUUCCACGUCACCUUGUCUCAUGUAGCUCACUGCAAGGGCAAAAACGCUGCCGGAAAGGUUAUAUUUGAUGGAUACAAACGACGUUUUGGUCCAGCCGUGGAUGCCUUCAUGAAGGAAAACUCCGAGAAAACUUUCCCACACAACUACAAGUUUGCGUUGGGCUACCACGCGGAUAUUCAGUUGCGCCGGGUGGUGUUUGACGGUCGGUUGAUGUGUGUAGAGGUGGCCUUGGUUGGGGGAUACAAGACUGGCAAAGGCAAGCAGUUCCAGCUCCAGUGCGGUAACGCCUGUCCUCAUAUCACGGUUGGGACCUUGGAUAACUCGGUUAAGCCGGUGAUGUCGAAUAUGUUGCUUACGGACCUUAUGAAGUGGGAGGUGGAUAAUACGGUUGAGGAAAAUGGGAAGCAGGUCCAGAUAUAUGAGUUUGAGGACGAGGUGUUGCGUGGCUGUGAGAUUGUAGCAUCGUUCUAGGAAUAAUUCAAAUCUAGCUGAA
This is a messenger RNA of Babjeviella inositovora NRRL Y-12698, 2581 nucleotides long. RefSeq names its product tRNA ligase (gene LIG1). Lineage: Eukaryota; Fungi; Ascomycota; Pichiomycetes; Serinales. The transcript has a single exon. Bases 31 to 2559 code for a protein of 842 amino acids. Gene Ontology annotation, biological process: tRNA splicing, via endonucleolytic cleavage and ligation. Gene Ontology annotation, cellular component: nuclear inner membrane. The record is from RefSeq and is a predicted model, not a curated record. Gene Ontology annotation, molecular function: ATP binding; RNA ligase (ATP) activity; GTP-dependent polyribonucleotide 5'-hydroxyl-kinase activity.